This is a messenger RNA of Prosopis cineraria, 758 nucleotides long. RefSeq names its product histone H3-like centromeric protein CENH3. The transcript is spliced from 7 exons. NCBI's taxonomy places the organism in Eukaryota, Viridiplantae, Streptophyta, Magnoliopsida, Fabales, Fabaceae. The record is from RefSeq and is a predicted model, not a curated record. Gene Ontology annotation, molecular function: structural constituent of chromatin; protein heterodimerization activity; DNA binding. The coding region runs from base 1 to 459 and encodes 152 amino acids. Gene Ontology annotation, cellular component: nucleosome.
AUGGCUAGAAUCAAGCAUACGCCAGCUUCUCGCACAAGAGGUGCUUCCUUUCUCUCUCUGGUAGGAAGGCCGCACCACCACCACAAUCGCCUGCAGCUACAAGUGCGCCGAGGAGUGAAGAGCAGCCUCAAAGAAGCCGGAGGUCGAAGAAAAAACAUCGCUAUAAAAGCAGGAACAGUGGCUCUUCGUGAAAUUCGUCACUAUCAGAAGAGUGUCACACUUCUAAUCCCUGCUGCCCCUUUUAUAAGAUGUGUGAAACAGAUUACAUUCCAAUUAUCCACACAGGUCAGUCGCUGGACACCCGAAGCCUUGCUAGCUCUUCAAGAGGCAGCUGAAGAUUAUCUGGUUCAUUUGUUUGAGGAUGGAAUGCUGUGUGCUAUUCAUGCAAAGCGUGUUACUCUUAUGAAAAAGGAUUUUGAGCUGGCUCGUAGGCUUGGGGGAAUAGGAAGGCCUUGGUGAGAUUGAAAUCCUCUGGAGCACUUGCUGCUUCGAUUGUUUCGUACGUUCUUGAUUCCAUGGGAGCCUGACAUGUUCGGCUUGCAAUUAUUAUUUGACAGAAAAUAACUUAUGUAAUAUGAAAAUUAGGAAUUAGAAAUUAGGUUGACUCAAUACUAUUAGAAUCAGUACAGUAUCUUAGUUUGCAUGUAACACCAUGUAUCAUCAAAUUCCGAUUGUGUGUAAUUGACUAAUUGUCCAUUGAAUCACGAUGACCAAGGAUUUUGAAAAAUGGAAUGUUUAGAUUUUCUUGAAUUGUUAAA